Botrytis cinerea B05.10 is the source of this 3577-nucleotide messenger RNA. RefSeq lists its product as hypothetical. The record is from RefSeq and is a predicted model, not a curated record. Lineage: Eukaryota; Fungi; Ascomycota; Leotiomycetes; Helotiales; Sclerotiniaceae. The coding region runs from base 1154 to 3331 and encodes 725 amino acids. The transcript is spliced from 2 exons.
GUUAAAAGAUCAACUUAAUCCUUACGGAGAAGAGGUCGCGACCGACUUCUCGAAUUCUCUUAUCCUUGUCCAUUACGAAAGUGGGAAAUCAUAAUACUCGAGGGCUUCUUUUUUGGUUGUUGCGGUUGUAAAUAUUCUUCUUGCUAUUAUUCUUGUUAUUAUAUUAUAUUAUAUUAUAUUAUCGUUGCCAUCAGCAUCAUCAUCAUCAUCAUCGCAGCUGCUGUGUGUGGAUUCUUGACACUGAAUCUUUUUUGCAGUUAUUUGCUUUUUUCUCUUCUCUUCACUUCCGACUUCAUCACCACUUCUCCAACUGAUUGAUUGUAUCUCCAAGUUGGCUUCAAAGCAUCUCCCUCCCCCUCCCUCCCCGCCCCAUCUCUCAAUCCAACACCUUCCAUUCGACAACCCACCAGCGUUGCUUGCUUUGCCCUCGUUCUUUCCUUCCUUCCUUAUCCAGAAACGAAUUCAUUACGGAGUACGACCCCAUAAACCGCAUCUCUUCCCCCCUCACACGAGAAGAGCAAAAAACAAAAAUAUCAUUUUCGUUUUUAUUUUCGUUUUCAUCUUCAUUUUCAUUUGAGAAUACACUCGACCGACAGCUUCUACAGCAACAACACUCAUUACAAUACAACACAACACAAUACCGGUACAUCUGUAUCUACAUCAACGAUAAUAUCAUUUUCAUCUUCAUCUUCAUUCCCGCCAUCGCCAUCGCCAUCGCCACCACCAUUACGACGAAUUCCAUUCAUCACAAUCGUUAAUUCUCGAAAGAAGCAUUAUUUAUUGAUUUCCUAGCUAUUACUACUCUCAUUCAUUCAUUCAUUCAAUCCAGCUCUCCAAAAGUUCCUGUUCUUCUUCAAUCCAAGCCAAUUCAAUUCAAUUCGACGUCGAUAAAUCAUCAGAUUCGAAUUUAAACCCAAUUUCCAUUCCUUCCUUACUUCCUUCGAAACAAGCCUCAAUCCGAUAAUCCAUAAAUACACAACAUAACAUAAUCAGGGGGGGCAGGUAUCAUCUCAUCUUUUCGAAACGGUCAAUCAUCAUACCGCCUCCACCUUCUCCUCCUCCUCCACUUCAUCCCAACUUUCAAUUCAAUACCGCCAAAAUAGCUACCUUACGAGAAAACCACUAUCCUCAAAUUCCAUCUUUUGAAGAUGCGAUGAUCUAUUCAAAUGAUGCGGGUUAUCCAACGUCAAUGCCUGGUUCACCUCCCGAUUUAACGGGAUCCAAAUCCUCAAAAUCCUCCUCAUUUCAUUCCUCCUACCAAUCCGAUAACGAUGAAAUUCUUUCCGACGUCAAUCAUUUCGAAGAAAUUGGACUGGACGAUGAAUCAAGAAUCGACUCGGACAUUGGGGAAUUCGCAGUCAAAAUGUCGACAAAUCCAUACUCUUCCACAUUCACAACGGACCUGCGAAGUCAAGCAAAGCAACAACGACAACAACAACGAACUCCCAUGUCUGCCACACAAGGAAAUACUAGAAUUCCAAGAGAUUUGACAUCAACUACCAAAGGUCGUCAGGGUUACCCAACAUUGAGGUCACAGAUAAGAAAUGCGGCAUCGGAUGGCUUGGCAAUCGUGCCUGUACCCAGUUCAUCAGCAAAGACUAGAAGAGGAUUGAGUAGCCCCAGUGCGCCUGUAUUACCGACGACACUUACACGACAGCGAAGUUUGAGUCCAAAUAUUGGCGCAAGUCCAAGGAGUAGUAUAUCCGGAGCUUCCGCGAAAGGAAGAAGAGGCAGUUGGGUUUCGAAUCGAGAACGGAAGACUAUACAAGAGUUAGAAAAGGAGUGUGACGAGGAUGAUGGAGAUGAUGUACCUGAUGAAUGUCUUUUGGAGAAUGUGCCGAUAUCGCCGCGACCUCCACAAGAACGAGCGAGUGCUGCACCAUCAGCAUCGACGAGUCCCGAGAGACCUGUGAAGGAGAAAACAAAGCCACUUGGAAAUGGAACUUCUGCCAAACCAGCAGAGCAGGGAGAACUUAGAUCACCAAGAGCGAUCAUGACACGAGGAGUAACUACGGGACAAAUUUCAAAUAAUCAUUUUAAUUCUAAUAAACCACGGGCAAAGAGUUGGAACGAAGCUUUGUCGGAAUUGAGUGAAGAAGCAAAGGCUUUGACAGAAGCCUUGGAAGCACAUGCGGAAGAUGAAGAACGAAGGGAUUCCGAUACUCACAACUACCAUCGUUCAAACAAGCCAACAAGAGUAAAAUCAUCAUUCGCCGAAUUACCUCCAUUACGAAGAACUGAACUUAUGAUUGAUCCGCUACCUAUAUCAAAGGAGAAGGAAGCCGUUCUUUCGAGAACUAGACCGUCAUGGCUUCCGCCGAAGGAUCCAGCUGAGGAAAGGCGACAUCUUAAAGAAUAUCAAAAGAUGAUGGCAUCAGCAGAGAAAGUGGAACGUCAGAGAGAAUCCGAAAAACGUAGCAAAUCAACUUGCAGAGACGACACAGCAAGUUCUUUGUUAAGGAUUUGGGAAGAACAUGUCUUACCCAAUUGGGAUGAUGUGAUAAGACAACGAAGAACGAGAGAACUAUGGUGGAGAGGUAUAGCGCCAAGGAGUCGUGGAGCUGUAUGGUCAAAAGCGAUUGGAAAUCCUUUGGGAUUGUCGGAUUCGUCAUAUACUGCUGCUCUUCGAAGAGCUCAGGCUUUAGAAAUGACAAUUAAGAGUGGUUCUCAAUUGAGUGCAGAAGAAGAGAGGAAGAAGGGUUGGCUGGAACGAAUUGAGAGAGAUGUCAAGGAAACAUAUCCUGAACUGCGAAUUUUUCAACCCGAGGGGCCUUUGCAUGUGGCAUUAAUGGAUGUUCUCAAAGCUUAUUCCAUGUACAGGAGUGAUGUGGGUUACGUACAUGGAACAAGUACAAUCGCAGCCAUACUUCUUCUCAACCUUCCCGAUCCUUCUUCGUCUUUUCAAGCCCUCUCAAAUAUUCUCAAUCGACCUCUUCCUCUCUCCUUCCAUACCAAUGACUCUGGCGCCAUCUCUCGUGUUUAUAGCCUCUUCCUCACCACCCUAUCACAAAAGUUUCCACGUCUUCAUUCUCAUCUCACAUCGGAAGAAUUAAACUUUAAUCCAGAUGUCUAUCUUCGUGAUACAUUUGUAUCUCUAUUCACAAGCUCGAUAUCCCUCGAUAAUGCGAGUAGAUUGUGGGACGUAACAGUUUUUGAAGGCGAUUCAGUAUUGGUUAGAGCGGCGGUUGCACUUUUUGGAUCUUUGGAAAGUAAACUUCAUAGUGUUAGUAAUGAUGAGGAAAUUUUGGUAGUUCUUCAAGAGGGUAUCGGUGCCGAGGGAACGGGAGAAGAGGAUUGGAUUGCGGCUGUUAGGGGAGCAGGGAAGUCGUGAAAUUAUUUGUAGAUGGAUCGAUGGAUUGAUGGGUACGAGGAGUUUGGAGCGAGUUGAUUAGGAAUGGAAAGGAAUUGCAAGGAAAAGAUGGACGAAUGAGUGGAAUGUACAGUACCGGUAGUCCUACAUACAAUUUCUUGUAGGUGUAUAGUAGUUUAGAUGUGGAAGCGAUGAUCAAUCAAUCAACUAUUAAGGAUUCUAUGUUUUGUUUUCGGCGAGGUUGAUGAUUUAAUUUAUUUAUGAAGA